Cordyceps fumosorosea ARSEF 2679 is the source of this 867-nucleotide messenger RNA. Its product is annotated as Lipase, class 2. Gene Ontology annotation, molecular function: hydrolase activity. The coding region runs from base 1 to 867 and encodes 288 amino acids. The record is from RefSeq and is a predicted model, not a curated record. Gene Ontology annotation, biological process: lipid catabolic process. Lineage: Eukaryota; Fungi; Ascomycota; Sordariomycetes; Hypocreales; Cordycipitaceae. The transcript has a single exon.
AUGCACUCCAAAGUAGCCGCCGCAGCCCUCAUCGGGCUUGCCUCCGUCGCCGGCGCCACCCCUGCGGCGCCCCGCGGCGUCCUCCCCGUGCACAACGAUUUCUCCUGCAAGCCGAGCGCCGCCCACCCGAACCCGGUCGUGCUCCUGCACGGCCUGGGCGCCACCUACUACGAGAACAUCAACUUUCUCGAGUACUUCCUCCAGCAGCUCGGCUUCUGCACCUUCUCGCUGACCUACGGCGCCCUCGACGGCUUCCCCUUCGUCGGCGGCCUCAAGCCCAUCGACGAGUCGUCGCAGCAGAUUGCCGACUUCAUCAAGCAGGUCGCCAGCAAGACCGGCGCCUCCAAGCUCGACCUGGUCGGCCACUCCGAGGGCGCCUUCCAGUCGCUGUACACGCCCAAGUUCCGCGACGGCAUCGCGCCGCUGCUCGAGCACGUCGUCGCCAUCGCGCCCCCGACCAACGGCACCACCUUUGCCGGCCUGUGGAACAUCGCGCCGCUGCUCGGCGCCAACUCGCGCCAGGACAUCGGCGCCAUCCUGGAAAAGUACGGCUGCCCGCCCUGCGACGAGCUGUCCGUCGGCGGGCCCGGCGUGCUCAAGCUCAACGACGGCACCCCCAUCCGUCAGCCCGGCACCAAGCUCACCAUCAUCACCUCCAAGUACGACCAGCUCGUCACGCCCCCGGAGACGGCCUUUGUCCACGAAGACGGCGUCAACAACAUCUUUGUCCAGGACUACUGCCCCCUUGACCCCGUCGGCCACGUCAACGAGGGGUACGACACCAACGUCUGGAACCUGGUGCUCAACUCGCUCUCCGACCAGGUGGGACGCAAGUUCCUCUGCCUCGCUGGUUCUCCGGGCAAAUAA